UCACUAGAUCCAGCGCAGCUGGCCCACAUUCCUGCGGGAACUCCCCCGGCAGGACAGGUGUCCAACCUUACUGAUCUCCCAUCUGAGGGCUACCUCUUCCUAGUGGUCGGUGGUCUGGUGAUGGGUAUCAUGUACAUCUUCGUGGGCAUGAGUCUGUAUGUAAAGCUCAAGGUCCAGAAACGAUGGGCCCCAGAUGACUGGACUCGACUGAUAUCAACGAUUGGAGCCACGUUUUACUUUAUCGCCUGCAUAUUUGCGGUGGUCAAGGGGAAAUUCGGGACGCACAUGUGGGAUCUCUCCGUCGCCCAUAUCCUGAGUAAUUCUUUCAUCAUUUCAUCUUACUUUGCCAACUGGGAGGCCUAUAUUGUGUGGCCCAUCGUGAAAACCACUUUCUUCCUCAUCUACCUGGACAUGUUCCGGAGGAUUCGGUGGCAGCGCUACGCCAUCUACUUUGGGCUAUUUGUCAAUUGGGGAUUCUAUGUAGCCGUUUUAAUAGCCAUGCUGUACUACAUCAGCCCCGCACCGGGCCAGUCGUGGCGGGACUCGUUUGUGUCAACCAGGUUUAACCACUGCCUGCAGACCUCUAUCCCAAUCGCGGUGUGGAGCCUUGUCCUCGAUCUGUACAUUCUGCUGCUCCCAAUGGUGCCCAUUUGGAAUCUUCAGAUGAAGUUGACUAAGAGGCUGGGGGUGAUGGCCGUGCUUGCCACAGGAUUGAUCGCCUGUGUCGCCUCUUCACUGAGCAUCUACUUCCGAACCUUGUUAAACUCACACGAGGAUGACUUCACCUACUACACGCUAAAGGUCUUUCUUAUGGCCAUUGUGGAGAUGUGCGUAGGGAUUACCACCAGCUCCAUGCCAUCUAUGGCACUAUUCUUCCGC
Molecule: messenger RNA, 879 nt
Organism: Aspergillus ibericus CBS 121593
Lineage: Eukaryota; Fungi; Ascomycota; Eurotiomycetes; Eurotiales; Aspergillaceae
Exons: 5
Source: RefSeq, a predicted model, not a curated record